This is a messenger RNA of Thecamonas trahens ATCC 50062, 1089 nucleotides long. RefSeq names its product rhomboid family protein. The coding region runs from base 23 to 973 and encodes 316 amino acids. The transcript is spliced from 2 exons. The record is from RefSeq and is a predicted model, not a curated record. Lineage: Eukaryota; Apusomonadida; Apusomonadidae. Gene Ontology annotation, cellular component: membrane. Gene Ontology annotation, molecular function: serine-type endopeptidase activity.
GGCGAGUGCGAGUGCGACUGGCAUGCAAGGCGGCAGCAGCGGGAGCGUGGGCAGCAGCAGUGGUGGGAGCCAAGGAGUAGGCACACUUCCUCAUCGUGUACGAUCAUGGCUCUCCACCCUCCCUGCCAUCACCCGUGCAGUUCUUCUUGUCUGCGUCGCCGUCUAUCUCCUCCAGAUACUCGCCGGAACUCCCACCUACGCCUCGGUCUGUCUCUCACCCGUCCUCAUUGUCUACGACCUGGAGGUCUCGCGCCUUGUCACGCACGCCUUUGUCCAUGCUCAUCUGCUUCAUUUGUUCUUCAACAUGUCUGCUUUCUACCCGAUGGCCAUGCGGAUGGAGCGUGCACUGGGCUCGUUCUCGUUUGCCUACCACAUGGCGCUGAUGCUGGUCCUCGCGGCAACGUCCUCGCUAGUCAUCUCGCUCACGGCGCUGUACGUCUUGGGAUGGCCGGAGCUUAUGUUUCACUGCGACAUUGGGCUCUCGGGCGUCAUCUUUGGUAUGAUUGUUCUGCAGACCAUGGCUGCUCCGUCCGGCUCGCGCUACUCGGUCUUUGGCUUCUUUGAUGUUCCCACUCGCGUCUAUCCGUUCGCUCUCUUGUUUGUUGUCCAGAUGAUGAUGCCCGGAUCGGUCUCGUUCAUCGGCCACCUGACCGGCAUUAUUGCCGGCUUUGUGGUUGGCUCGGGCUGGGCUUCGUAUCUGGUGCCCAAGCUACCGACUCUUGCUGCUGUCGAGUCGGCCCGUCCCGUUGCCUCGCUUGUCUCGCUGGCCGGCAGUGCAUGGAUUUCGGUCGACGCUGCAUCUGGCAUUGAUGCUACUAGCAUCCUGCCGACCUCGAUGACAACCACUCCACAGCCGCGGGCCAUGCCCGCGCCCGGCCGGGUUCCCCCGCCCACCGCCUCGGAUCGUCCCGCUGCUGAUCCUGCGCCGCAAUCGGCGUUCCCCGGCCAGGGCCACACCCUCGGCUCGGCAUGACCUGUUUACGAUCCACUGAGCUUGCGCGGUGCCUUGGCCUUGGCCUUGGCUUUGGCCUUGGCCUUGGUUUUGGCCUUUGCAGCGCCGGCCUCGGCGCCACUUCCGGGCCCGCUGCC